Messenger RNA from Heterobasidion irregulare TC 32-1, 1003 nucleotides. RefSeq lists its product as uncharacterized. The record is from RefSeq and is a predicted model, not a curated record. NCBI's taxonomy places the organism in Eukaryota, Fungi, Basidiomycota, Agaricomycetes, Russulales, Bondarzewiaceae. The coding region runs from base 1 to 888 and encodes 295 amino acids. The transcript is spliced from 4 exons.
AUGACAUCGGUUAAGGAUUCACGAGUGUGGUUCAUCACCGGUACCUCUCAGGGGCUGGGAAAAUCGAUCCUUACCUACGUUCUUGAACAGAACGAGCGCGUCGUCGCUACGUUGCGCAACCCGUCUGACCUCGCGGACCUCGAGGAAAAGUAUCCCCCUGAGCAACUCCUCGUGCUUCGCGUUGACGUCACGAAGCCCAGCGACAUCUCCGAUGCGUUCAAAAAGACAGAAGAACACUUCCAUCGCUUGGACGUCGUGGUAAAUAAUGCAGCAUACGGACUCACUGGGGAAAUUGAGGCGACACCAGACGAUGCCGCGCGCCUGCAGAUGGAGGUGUUGUUCUGGGGCGCCGCUAACGUCACGAGAGAGGCCAUUAGAUUUUUCAGAGAGGUGAACCCUCCCGGCCAUGGUGGCCGCAUCUUCAAUAUGAGUUCAAUUGGAGGAUAUACUGGAAACCCUGGCUUGGCCUUCUACUCUGCCGCAAAGUUUGCUUUGGAAGGCUUCACCGAAUCAUUCGUCCGCGAGAUGCCACCGGAAUGGAACAUCACUGGCGUCAUUGUCGAGCCCGGGGGCCUCCAGACCAACGGGCGACAUAGCAUGGUUGUAGUACCCAAGCAUCCAGCAUAUUCGAAGGACAGUCCGUCGCAGGCUUUCUACGAGCAGAUGAUGCGCGUUCCGUUCACAGGCGACACCCGAAAGGCCGCGAAGGUCAUCUUCGAUGUUGCUGGCGUGGCAAAGCCGCCGCUGCGUCUACCCAUGGGAAGUAUCGGAUGGUCGGUGAUUGUUGACAAGGCGAAAGAGACGCUUAGGGAAGCAGAGGAAUGGAAAGAUGUGAGUUGUAGCACGAACGUCGACUGGUUUUCAGCGGACAUCAAGGAGGCAAUGUGAUUAGUGAUUAGAUUGAAGGAAAAAAUUUGAGGACUCAAGUGAUGGAACCUUCCCAGAUAACACUAGUAUGACACUACGAGCUGUAUUUUUUGCGUAUACACAGAGCAACACCUUC